Cuscuta campestris is the source of this 439-nucleotide messenger RNA. NCBI's taxonomy places the organism in Eukaryota, Viridiplantae, Streptophyta, Magnoliopsida, Solanales, Convolvulaceae. The record is from the annotation of a GenBank genome assembly.
AUGGACUGGACGCUGCAACGCCAACACCACGACAUGACGGCGUUCUUUCGCGGCGUCAACUACGUCCCGCCGCCCUUUGACAGCACCUUCCUCGGCCAAAACUAUGAAGGCGAGGACGAGGAGGAUAACUCCUAUGCACCAUCCUCCUCCCCCGACGAGGCCGAUUUUGAGGACGCGGUCGACGGGGAUCACAUGGACGUUGAGGACGACGAAGAAGACGAUGACGCUGAGGACGAGGACGCCGUUGCCUAAACUCUUCUUUCUUUUCCUUCCUUCCUAUGAUUAUUUUUUUAAUUAUUUCCAUUCCGUUGUAUUCCGCAUUUUCUCCUUUUUCAUGAAUAAAAGUUUACUUUUUUACUCCAAAGUUCACUUUUAAUUCUUUUUGUUAAUGUCAAAAGGGGGAAGAUAUCAAGGUUAUGCAUAAAUUGAGGGGGAAUUA